CGAGCUCUGGAACUGGAUCCGAGCAACCUUAAGGCCUUCUUCUUUGCUGGUCAAUGCCACCUGGCUCUGGGACAGUACGAUGAAGCAAUUGCCAAACUUACUACGGCUCAUAACCUCGCGCUGGAAAGUCAUCGAAACUUUGGCGACGAUAUAACCUCGGUGAUUCGCGUUGCCAAGUGGAAACGCUUUGAGCAGAUCAAUGAGAAGAGGCGUCAGCAGGAAAUUGAACUUCAGGUAGCAAAAAGGCUCCUUUUGUAA
This is a messenger RNA of Dibothriocephalus latus, 258 nucleotides long. NCBI's taxonomy places the organism in Eukaryota, Metazoa, Platyhelminthes, Cestoda, Diphyllobothriidea, Diphyllobothriidae. The record is from the annotation of a GenBank genome assembly.